This is a messenger RNA of Trematomus bernacchii (emerald rockcod), 1082 nucleotides long. RefSeq lists its product as uncharacterized. Bases 107 to 703 code for a protein of 198 amino acids. Gene Ontology annotation, molecular function: dihydrofolate reductase activity; NADP binding. Gene Ontology annotation, cellular component: mitochondrion. Gene Ontology annotation, biological process: tetrahydrofolate biosynthetic process; folic acid metabolic process; dihydrofolate metabolic process. The record is from RefSeq and is a predicted model, not a curated record. NCBI's taxonomy places the organism in Eukaryota, Metazoa, Chordata, Actinopteri, Perciformes, Nototheniidae. The transcript is spliced from 6 exons.
AGUGGGCGGUGAUAGUUGAGUUCAAGCCUCUAUAAAUUGUUCCCGCACACAGAGGCGGGUAGAGUUGCCGGUCAUCGAUCCUGUGCUUGUUUGACUAACGCUGAAGAUGGAAAAUACCCAGGACAAAGUGCAGAGGAAGCCUGUUCGCCUCAUCGCGGCGGCCUGCAAUGACAUGGGCAUCGGGAAAGAGGGGGGAAUGCCCUGGAAUUUACCAUCUGAAUUCCAGUGGUUCCUGAACAAAGUCACAACGGUGUCAAGACCAGGAAAGUUCAACAUGAUGGUGUGGGGGAAGAAGUGCUGGUUCUCCCACCCAGAAAGUACUUUCCCACUGCCCAAUACUCUUCAUGUGGUGCUGAGUUCGACACUGGACUCACCUCCAGAUCAUGCCCACUUUGUGGGUUCAGACCUAGAGGCAGCUGUCCGCCUGGCUGGGAGCCACCCCCUCGCUGACCUGAUAGAGACCAUCUGGAUUGUUGGAGGAAUGCAGGUCUACAAGGAAGCUCUGCUGCAUCGGUGGUGUGACUUGGUUUACCUUACGAAGGUCAUGGCAGACUUUGACUGCGACGUUUUCUUCCCCGAGUUUGACAGAGAACUCUUUAAACUACAAGAAGGAUUUCCUGGUGUACCGAGUGAAAUUCAAGAAGAGAAGGGUGUUAAGUACCAAUUCCAAGUAUUCAAGAGAGAGACAGGCGACGAGGUUUAGACACUUAACAGAGAAAAACUCAAAGUCACUCAUUACUUGAACACCUUUCAAGAUCGAUUGCCGAGUCAACUCAUGGACAGGGAAAGCCAAAGUCUUGCUAUCACUUUUUGUAUUAUACGGAACAUUCCAGUGUUAAUACUCUUGACAUGCCUGAAAUCCCAUUCUUGUUUUACAUUUAAAAAACAGCCACCCUGUGCUGUCACCUUGUCAGGUUUCCCCACUCGUCCUCAGUAAGUGUGCAGCUGCACAGAGAAAAGGGUAACGAAUAAUGAAAUAAUGAGACGUACUUUUGGAUGAAGGUUUUAUCGGUCUAGUCUUUUGUGAAUUUGAUAGUUUUUUUUCAUGAAAUGGUUAAAAAAAAUAAAACAAUCCUACCUCA